Messenger RNA from Microbotryum saponariae, 412 nucleotides. Lineage: Eukaryota; Fungi; Basidiomycota; Microbotryomycetes; Microbotryales; Microbotryaceae. The record is from the annotation of a GenBank genome assembly.
AUGCAAGUCAAUGGGGUCCCCAUCGGCGGCGACGACGCCGACGCCAUCGUCAACAGUGGUACCGUUUACAUGGUCAUGGUUGACGCCGUGACCGCUGCGGACUUCGCUUCAAUCCCCGGCUGAGGCUACUAUCAAGACAGCACAGCGUCCAAGAUGUACACGUGCAACCCCUCCCGUCUUCACCGACUCGUUCCCCGGCGGAUCCACGGUGUGGACCAUCUCCAAAGACACCUUCAACUUGGGCCAAGUUGACGACACGAACUGCUUGGCCAGCGUGAUGGGUGGCGCCCAAUGGCCCCGAUGGGGCGGUGGGGCGGCCGGAGGUGCGGGCCACAUCUUGGGCGACGCUUUCAUGCAGAACCUUUACACGACGUUCAAAUCCAACAAUGCGCGUGUUGGGUUUCCCGAUUGA